CCAACGCCCCCAAGCUUCCGGAGUCCAUCUCCGUCCUCGCCGGCAACCGCCUCAACCUCCACAACCGCAUCCUGACCCUCAUCCGCGAGAACGACCUCGACGAGGCCUCCCUCCUCGUCCGCCACUCCAUCUACUCCAACUGCCGCCCCACCAUCUUCACCUGCAACGCCGUCCUCGCCGCCCUCCUCCGCCAGUCCCGCUACGCCGACCUCCUCUCCCUCCACCGCUUCAUCACCCAGGCCUCCGUCGCCCCCACCAUCAUCACCCACAACCUCUUCCUCCAGGCCUAUUGCGACUGCCGCAAGACCGACACCGCCCUCGAGCACUACCGCCUUAUCCUCAAAGACGCCCCCUUUAACCCCUCCCCCACCACCUACCGCAUCCUCGUGAAGGGCCUCAUCGACAACGCCAAACUCGACCAGGCCCUCGAGCUCAAGGACGACAUGAUCGCCAAGGGCUUCUGCGCUCCCGACCCCAUCGUCUACAACUUCCUCAUGGCUGGAUUCGUCAAGAACGACGACCCCGACCGCGUCCUUUCCCUCUUCGAGGAGCUCAGGGAGAAACUCGGCGGCGGUACAAUCUACGAUGGGGCCGUCUACGGGAAUCUCAUGAAGGGUUACUUCAAGAAAGGCAUGGAGAAGGAGGCCAUGGAUAUCUACAGUGAAGUGGUUGGCGAUGAAUCCAAAGUCAGGUUUGGGGCGGCGAGCCACAAUUCGGUGCUGGACGCGCUGGGAAGGAAUGGGAAGUUGGAGGAGGCAAUCGGUUUAUUCGAUAGGAUGAUGAACGAGCACAACCCACCGCGAAGGAUCGCCGUGAAUUUGGGGACCUUCAAUGUGAUGGUGGACGCUUAUUGCCUUGCCGGAAAGUUCGAUGAGGCGAUUGCUGUGUUCAAGAUGAUGGAUGAGAAGAAAUGCAGCCCCGAUACGCUGUCUUAUAACAAUCUCAUUGAUCAAUUGGGGAAGAAUAAAUUGGUCGCCGAGGCUGAGGAGCUGUACAGGGAGAUGGGUGAGCGUGGGAUUAACCCAGAUGAGUACACCUAUGUUCUGUUGGUGGAUGCGUGUUUUGGAGUGGACAGGGUGGAUGAUGCCACAGGAUACUUCAACAAGAUGGUUGAAUUGGGGCUGAGGCCGAAUACAAAUGCAUACAAUGAGGUUAUCGGAGGGUUGGUGAAUGUGGGAAGACUUGAUGAGGCGAGGGGGUUCUUUGACCAGAUGAAGGAGAAGGAGGUGAAGCCGAACAUCGUGAGUUAUGAGAUGCUGCUGAAGGCAUUUAUUGAGGUACAGAGGUUGGAUGACGGACUUAAGAUGGUUAGGGAAAUACUUUUGGAUGAAGGAGUGACUUUCGGUGAAGAAAUGAAAGAGUUUGUGGAGGGGGUGUUGAGGGAAGAAGGGAGAGAGGACGACUUGGGAAAACUGUAUGAGGAUGUAGAAAGGGAGAAAGCUGAGGCAUUGGCUCGAGCGGCAGAAGAGAAAGCGAGAGCUGAGGCUCUUGCCAAGGAAGAAGAGGAGAGGAAGAAGGCUGAGGCUGCUGCAAAGGAGGCAGCUGCAGCCAGAGCUAGUGCUGCAGCUAUCGAGGCUGUUUUGGGACGGAGAAAGCAAGAGGCAAAAGAGGAGUCCACGGCUGAUGGUGCCAGUGGUUCUGAUGGGGGAUUGCUGAAAGAAGAGAGGAAUGAUAGUGGAUCAGUUGAAGAAUUGAAAGCUGGAGAUGGAGAAGCUACCGGUGCGAGCUUACCUGAUGGAGAACUGCUGAAAGAAGUGAGUAAUUGUAGUAGCUUGACCAAAGAAGCAAAGGAUGGAGCUGGAGAUGCUGCUCAAUAGGCUGAUGCUCGGGCUGUUGGUCAUAUUAGGAGUUCAUAAUGGCUGCUAGUGCUUUGCUGUUGUGUAUUACUUCUAUGCCUCCAAUGCUCAACCUGUGUAUGGCCCAGCCUGGUCACAUCUACGGAGCUAAGAAAACUGCAGAGUUGCUGGUGCUCACAGGGAAACAGAUUCUUACUGCCAUGUAUUCUAUGGUGAUCUAUCUCAUGGCAUCAUGAUACAACCUGCAGCUGCAAAUCACCCACAACAUCUAAGCUCCUGUUCUGCCUUGCUUGUACGAAGAUUGCUGGAAGGCUGGUAUUUUUGCGCUGCUUUUGUUACAUGGCAUAUUGGUGCUUUUUGUAGUACUAGGGUGACUCAUCUUUGUCAAUUGUCAUCGAUUGAGCUGUUCAAUAAUUUAUGUAAUACCACUCAUGCCCUAGAUAUUGAGAACCAUGGAAUUAGAUUUCUGGGAUGUCCUUUUCCGGAAUUAAAAUGGCUGUUAUGA
Molecule: messenger RNA, 2301 nt
Organism: Elaeis guineensis (African oil palm)
Lineage: Eukaryota; Viridiplantae; Streptophyta; Magnoliopsida; Arecales; Arecaceae
Product: pentatricopeptide repeat-containing protein At3g49240, mitochondrial
Molecular function (GO): protein binding
Source: RefSeq, a predicted model, not a curated record